This is a messenger RNA of Pelmatolapia mariae (spotted tilapia), 3749 nucleotides long. It is a transcript of the gene kcnh5b, whose product is annotated as potassium voltage-gated channel, subfamily H (eag-related), member 5b. Gene Ontology annotation, molecular function: voltage-gated potassium channel activity. Bases 117 to 3233 code for a protein of 1038 amino acids. Gene Ontology annotation, biological process: regulation of membrane potential; potassium ion transmembrane transport. The transcript has 13 exons. The record is from RefSeq and is a predicted model, not a curated record. NCBI's taxonomy places the organism in Eukaryota, Metazoa, Chordata, Actinopteri, Cichliformes, Cichlidae. Gene Ontology annotation, cellular component: plasma membrane.
AGAGCGCACGGUUACAAUGAGCUUCCCCAUCGGUCCGACUGAGAGCCAGCGUCAGUACCGACAUCCCAGCAGCAGACACACCGCCACAGACACCAGCUCCGUCCGCCCGCAGCAGGAUGCCCGGGGGAAAGAGAGGGCUUGUGGCACCGCAAAACACUUUUCUGGAGAACAUAGUCCGGCGUUCAAGUGAGACCAGCUUUCUCCUGGGAAACGCCCAGAUCGUGGAGUGGCCCAUAGUUUACAGUAAUGACGGAUUCUGCAAGCUGUCUGGCUUCCACAGAGCCGAGGUCAUGCAGAAGAGCAGCACAUGCAGUUUUAUGUACGGAGAGCUGACAGACAAGAAGACCAUCGAUAAAGUUAGACAGACGUUCGACAAUUAUGAAUCUAACUGCUUUGAAAUCCUGCUGUACAGAAAGAACAGAAGUCCUGUUUGGUUCUACAUGCAAGUGGCUCCCAUCAGGAAUGAGAAUGACAAGGUGGUGCUGUUCCUCUGCACUUUUAAGGACAUUACCCUCUUCAAGCAGCCCAUCGAAGAUGAAACUACUAAAGGAUGGACCAAAUUUGCACGGCUCACACGUGCACUCACCAACAACCGCAACACCCUACAGCAACUGGCGCCUAUUGGCAAACAUGAAGUCAGCCAUAAACAGUCCAGACUGGCUGAGGUUUUGCAGCUAAACUCUGACAUCCUCCCGCAGUACAAGCAGGAAGCCCCCAAGACACCACCUCACAUAAUACUUCACUACUGCACCUUCAAGACCACUUGGGACUGGGUCAUCCUCAUUCUCACCUUCUACACGGCCAUCAUGGUGCCCUACAAUGUCUCUUUUAAGACCAAGCAGAACAACAUUGUUUGGCUGGUGCUAGACAGCGUAGUCGACGUCAUCUUCCUGGUGGAUAUCGUUCUCAACUUCCACACCACCUUCGUGGGGCCCGGUGGAGAGGUGAUCUCUGACCCCAAACUCAUUCGGAUGAACUAUCUGAAGACUUGGUUCGUCAUCGACCUGCUGUCGUGCCUGCCCUAUGACAUCAUCAAUGCCUUUGAGAAUGUGGAUGAGGGCAUCAGUAGCCUGUUCAGCUCUCUGAAGGUGGUCCGCCUGCUGCGUCUGGGCCGGGUGGCCAGAAAAUUGGACCACUACCUGGAGUAUGGUGCUGCUGUUCUGGUCCUCCUGGUCUGCGUGUUUGGACUGGUGGCCCACUGGCUUGCCUGCAUCUGGUACAGCAUCGGAGACUACGAAGUUAUCGAUGAAGCCACCAACACCAUCAAGAUGGACAGUUGGCUUUAUCAGCUGGCUAUCAGCAUUGGAUCGCCUUACCAAUACAACGCCAGCGGUUCUGGAGAAUGGGAGGGCGGCCCUGGCAAGGAUUCUCUGUACAUUACGUCCCUGUAUUUCACCAUGACCAGCUUGACGACCAUUGGAUUUGGAAACAUUGCCCCCACCACAGACGGAGAGAAGAUCUUUUCUGUGGCCAUGAUGAUGGUGGGAUCUCUGCUCUAUGCCACCAUCUUUGGAAAUGUGACCACCAUUUUCCAGCAGAUGUAUGCCAACACCAAUCGCUACCAUGAGAUGCUCAACAAUGUCAGGGAUUUCCUGAAACUCUACCAAGUUCCCAAGGGUCUAAGUGAGAGGGUGAUGGACUACAUCGUCUCCACCUGGUCCAUGACCAAAGGCAUCGACACGGAAAAGGUCUUAUCCAUCUGUCCCAAGGACAUGCGGGCCGACAUCUGUGUCCAUCUCAACAGGAAGGUGUUCAACGAACAUCCAGCAUUCAGGUUAGCUAGUGAUGGCUGCCUGCGCUCACUGGCAGUGGAGUUUCAGACCACCCACUGCGCUCCAGGAGACCUGAUCUUUCACGCCGGGGAGAGCGUUGACACCCUCUGUUUCGUGGUGUCGGGGUCACUGGAGGUCAUCCAGGACGACGAAGUCAUUGCCAUCUUAGGAAAAGGUGACGUGUUCGGAGAUGUCUUUUGGAAAGAAACCACUCUUGCACAUGCGUGUGCAAAUGUUAGAGCGCUUACCUACUGUGACCUCCACGUCAUCAAGAGGGAAGCUUUGCUCAAAGUUUUGGAGUUUUACAGUUCCUUCGCCAACUCUUUCUCCCGCAACCUCAUCCUCACCUGUAACUUGCGCAAGCGGAUAAUUUUCCGCAAGAUCAGUGAGGUGAAGAAGGAGGAGGAGGAGAGACAGCGAGCGAAGAACGAGGUACAGCUCACCAUCCCACAGGACCAUCCUGUCCGGAAGCUUUUCCAGAAGUUCAAGCAGCAGAAGGAGCUCCGCAACCAAGGAGCCGCAGCUGCCUCGCAACUGGACCUGGAGAAGAACCAGCUGCAGGUGGAGCACCACCAGCACCUGCAUCCCCACACCCUGCAGCUCGGCCACUCCAGUCUGCAGCACUCCCUGCCGCUCACCCUGCAGCGGCCCCUCACCUCCAUGCAGAACGGGGCUCCACCCAGCAGCAGCGUUCUGACUGUGUCUCAGGUCACACCCAUGCAGAGCUCUCUGGCUUACGGCCAUCCCAGCGAGGCACCUGCAAAGCAGAACAACUGUGACAUCAUGGAGCUGCAGCCCAGUUCUGCUGGAGGGGGCAGCGAGCAAACUGUCAGGCUCAAAGUCAGCACCAGCCCUGCGCUUGGAAAGCCGGCCGCCAAGGCGAGUGGUUGGAUGCGCCUCAAAAACAACAUGGCUCCGGCGGAGACGAGGAAGGAGGGUCUUAACAACAAUGUCAAGGCUGUUUCCGUGGAGAUGCUCUCUCAGGACGGUAAAGGUCGGGAAACAGGUGGGAGCAGGGAUGGAGAGGAAGGUGGGGUCUCCAGCAACAACCCACUUCGCAAGACGGACUCCUGUGACAGUGGAAUCACUAAGAGCGAGCUGCGCAUCGACCGGGCAGGGGAGCCGCGGACCCCAGCGGCAGUUACCCCACUUCUCCACAGCCCUCUUCCCGGAGGAGUGGGGUCCCCUCACUCUUUCUGCCCCAUACCGGAACAGGCCCUGCAGGCUGCAUUGCACGAGACCCGGAUGGAGCUCCGGGGGGACAUCCAGACCCUGGGAGGCCGUCUGGGCGCCCUGGAGAGUCAGGUAGCUGAAAUUAUCAAACUGCUGUCGGAUAAGAGACAGCCGUCCACGGGGGUGCCGCCUGCCUCUGCCACACCCAAAACCAAAAUACAACGGCAAGACAUUUUCACCGUCUCCAGGCCCGUUUCUCCAGACUCAGAGAAAGACGACGGGCUCUGAAGAGAGCUGAACCAGCGGUGCAGAGUGCGCAUUGGACUAACAGAGAUUAUAUUAACAUUAGCUCUAUCAAUUCAAGGUUACUCUCAUUUUUGGGCAUCCUCUUGGACUCUCGUACACCGCUGGUCUCAAUUCCAAAUCGGAAAAAAAAAAAAAAAACUGGCUUCUUGUUUGCACACUGAUUUUUUUUGUCUCCAGGUGAUGUGAGAGUCUUUACUCUCCAGUCACCCGGACUCUUUCUUUUUGAUUGUACAUACCUCUCUAUGCAUGUCCAGCUGGAUUCUGGCCUGCCAAAGAAACAACUACUAAACGUACUUAUUGCCUGUAUAUUAUGCAGUUGACUGCAUGCAAAUAAGAUUCAAAGAGACAUUUUAUUGAGCUACACUGUACAUAUAAAUAUUUUUCAUUGAUGAAUUUACUAUGUGGACAUUCAGGGUUUGCAUACUAGUAGCACUAUAAACAUUGAAUAUCUCAAAGGGUUUACAGGCAGAUGGAUUGUGCAUGGAUUAUUUAUACAUA